ACAGGACAUCCCUCCAGACCUGAGUGCCAGAGAUUACUGCAGUAACUGGAAGCCUUAAUAAUCACAGGCACGAUGACAGAUGCAAGCUUUCAACAGGAGUUCCUGAAAGCUCACAAUGAUUACAGGGCCAAGCACAACGCACCGCCAAUGACCCUCAGCAGCGAGCUGAAUGCCACUGCUCAGAGAUGGGCCGAUCACCUGCUGGCGUCCAACUCCAUGGGACACAGCAACACUGAUGACGGGGAGAACGUCUACAAUAUGUUCAGCUCAGCAACCAUUAAACUGACAGGGAAGGAAGCCGUGGAUUCGUGGUACAGUGAGAUCAAGGAUUACAGCUGGAGCAGACCUGGAAAUAGCGACGAAACUGGUCAUUUUACUCAGGUGGUGUGGAAAGAGAGCACUAAACUGGGCGUGGGCAUGGCCACUAACGGCAACAAGGCCUUUGUGGUUGGGCAGUACCGGCCAGCUGGCAACAUGAUUGGCAGGGAAUACUUCGAGAAAAAUGUCCUCCCACUAGCUGGCAGAGAGGUGGGUGGAGCAGUCACGACUACCAAUGAGCGAGGUAAAGGGAGCCAAAAGAACACCUGCAUGCUGCUGUAGAUGACCUGGACCCUCCCUGCAAACCCCAG
This is a messenger RNA of Chelmon rostratus (copperband butterflyfish), 629 nucleotides long. Its product is annotated as Golgi-associated plant pathogenesis-related protein 1-like. The record is from RefSeq and is a predicted model, not a curated record. Bases 73 to 600 code for a protein of 175 amino acids. NCBI's taxonomy places the organism in Eukaryota, Metazoa, Chordata, Actinopteri, Chaetodontiformes, Chaetodontidae. The transcript has 6 exons. Gene Ontology annotation, cellular component: extracellular region.